AUCUACGAUUGCAAUUACAUUCCUUCUUUCUACGUUGAUUCAUCGUUUACUUUUGUUGCUGAAGCAAUAAUAGUAUUAAUCAAUGUCUUCUUUCAGCGUCCAAGGCCCGAAGGUUCGCCUCUCCUGGCUGCUUCAUCGCAGCCGGCUCAGAGACGGCACUUUAUUGCUUCCUUUCCUCGAUCGGAUUGCAGAUCAACUCCUGCAUUGACAACAACAGCUCAGUUUCAGGGAUGUAGCCGCAGCCAAUCAGAUGCCUUUAAGGUCUGUGCUCAGCUUAGUCAGGCUGUGGUCGAAAAGGUUCCAAAUGCUACUCCAGCUCUAGAGAUAGUGCCUAUCCUAGAAUCUGAAAAGCAAGAUGAAGUUCCAGAUGCAUCCUCUAUUUCAACUUUUAUGAACCGAGUGUCAGAUCUUGUCAAGCUUGUGGAUUCAAAAGAUAUUGCAGAGUUGCAGCUUAAACAAUUGGAUAUUGAAAUCCUUAUCCGGAAAAAGGAAGCACUGCCACAGUCAUCAAGUCCAGAUCCUGUUUACCUCAUACCACCUCCUACAUACCAGUCUGCACUACCACCAAGCACUCCUGCUCCGGAAUCUGUGUCCUCUAGACCGUCAUCUCCCACUUCAGCACCUGCACCAACAAAACCAACGUCAUCACAUCCCCCAUUGAAAUGCCCAAUGGCUGGAAACUUCUAUCGUUCUCCAGCUCCUGGUGAACCACCUUUUGUGAAGGUUGGGGAUAAGGUGCAAAAGGGACAAGUAAUAUGCAUCAUCGAGGCUAUGAAACUGAUGAAUGAUAUUGAGGCUGAUCACUCUGGCACUGUAGUUGAGAUUCUUGUAGAUGAUGGGAAACCCGUCAGCUUGGAUAUGCCUUUAUUUAUAAUCGAGCCAAGAAGAACCAAGUGCACCUCUCAUGAAAAACCACAAUUAAAGCUCUGAAGUGUGAGAUUUAUUUGUCUUCUUGAAAUGUACACUGAAAUUAGGACAAUGCUGUUCUUGCUGUAAUGAUGUUUAGUAAUUCUGGUGUUAAUUUAUAA
Salvia splendens (bonfire salvia) is the source of this 1028-nucleotide messenger RNA. RefSeq names its product biotin carboxyl carrier protein of acetyl-CoA carboxylase 2, chloroplastic. Gene Ontology annotation, cellular component: acetyl-CoA carboxylase complex. The annotation marks the transcript as partial. Gene Ontology annotation, biological process: fatty acid biosynthetic process. Lineage: Eukaryota; Viridiplantae; Streptophyta; Magnoliopsida; Lamiales; Lamiaceae. Gene Ontology annotation, molecular function: acetyl-CoA carboxylase activity. The transcript has 7 exons. The record is from RefSeq and is a predicted model, not a curated record.